AUGACCUCGAACUCUAACUCAAGCUUUGAUGAGCUCGAGUGGGUGAUACAAAUACGUAGAACUCUAGAUGAAGAGCUUGAAGACAAUAGUGAAGUCCCUGUGUGCAUCUUCAAUGUACCCAAAACCCUAAUGGCUACUAAGCCGGAUUGCUAUGUUCCACAAGAAGUUGCACUGGGGCCUUAUCAUCGUUGGCGGCCGGAGCUCUACGAGAUGGAGAGGUAUAAGCUUGCAGCAGCGAAAAGAAUUCAAAAGAAUCUCCAGAGCCUAAAGUUUCAUAGCCUUGUUGAUCAGUUGACCAAGCAUGAGCCAAGGAUUCGAGCUUGCUACCACAAGUUCUUGGAGUUCAAUGGUGAAACCUUAGCAUGGAUGAUGGCUAUUGAUGCCUCUUUCUUACUUGAGUUCCUUCAAGUCUAUGCCAUGAAGGAAGGUCGGAUGCUGACAAGAGUUUCCUCCAGGAUGUCACACCUAGUUGAUUAUGCGGGGACCAAAUCAGCUCAUAAUGCUAUUCUUAGAGACAUGGUGAUGCUUGAGAAUCAAAUUCCAUUGCUUGUAUUGAGGCAGGUGUUGGAAUUUCAGUUCUCAUCUCUAGAUCAAGCUGAUGAUAUGUUGUGUUCAAUGUUAACCGGGUUCGGCGAAGAUCUUUGUCCUUUUGGGAUGAUGGAGAACUUGCCAAAGAUCCAGGUUGAGAAGUAUGCCCACCUGCUGGAUUUUCUGUACCAUCUCAUCGUGCCGAGAUCAAAAGAACCAUCUGAAAUAAUUGAAGUCGAAAACGAAAAUGAAUCGAAGGAAGGCAAAGAAGAAUCUUUUGGAGACUCCAGUUAUGUACAACAACUAUUUGAAGAAAUUUGGAAGCUGCUCUCAAAAAUGAAUCGUGGCCCGGUACGUAUUCUCAAGAGAAUUAUAUUUUCCAAGCCUGUAAAAGUCAUAUUGAAAUUGCCUUGGACAAUCGUCUCUAAUCUCCCCGGGUUUGCUAUCUUGAAACAACCUGUUGAAUACUUCUUCUUUUCCCAAGACAAAGAAGAAAACAAGCCAGAAAAUGGGAACUCCAAGUCCAAUAGUAGCAUUGUCAAACCUCCACUGAUAGAGGAAAUCACCAUCCCUUCAGUCUCCGAGCUCUCCAAAUCUGGUGUGCGUUUCUUACCUACUAAUGGUGGCAUCUCGUCCAUCACUUUUGAUGCUAAGAUGGUCACCCUUUACCUCCCCACUGUUAGUUUAGAUGUAAACACAGAGGUCACUUUGAGAAACUUGGUUGCAUAUGAAUCAUCAAACGCAUCAGGGCCAUUGGUUAUUACUCGGUACACCGAACUAAUGAAUGGGAUUAUUGAUACCAAGGAGGAUGCCAAGUUUCUAAGAGAAAGGGGUAUUGUUUUGAACCGAUUGAAGAGUGAUGAAGAGGUGGCCAACCUGUGGAAUGGGAUGAGCAGGUCCAUAAGGUUGACAAAGGUGCCUUUCUUAGAUAAGGUGAUUGAAGAUGUAAACAAGUAUCACAGUGGCAGAUGGAAGGUUAAAGCUGGAAAGUUUAUGAAGCGCUAUGUGUUUGGUUCAUGGCAGUUCCUGACAUUUCUAGCUGCCAUUUUGAUCGUGUUGUUAAUGACACUGCAAGCAUUUUGUUCAGUUUAUAGCUGUCCUCGAAUAUUUAAUGUCGCCAGUGAUUGA
Molecule: messenger RNA, 1656 nt
Organism: Vitis vinifera (wine grape)
Lineage: Eukaryota; Viridiplantae; Streptophyta; Magnoliopsida; Vitales; Vitaceae
Product: putative UPF0481 protein At3g02645
Exons: 1
Coding region: 1-1656 (551 amino acids)
Source: RefSeq, a predicted model, not a curated record